Molecule: messenger RNA, 579 nt
Organism: Trichoderma asperellum CBS 433.97
Lineage: Eukaryota; Fungi; Ascomycota; Sordariomycetes; Hypocreales; Hypocreaceae
Biological process (GO): regulation of actin filament polymerization; Arp2/3 complex-mediated actin nucleation
Cellular component (GO): cytoskeleton; Arp2/3 protein complex
Molecular function (GO): actin filament binding
Source: RefSeq, a predicted model, not a curated record
AUGCCGGCCUACAACUCCGACUUCAACUCCGACCCCAACCCUCCUCGCCUCAUCGGCAACUUCCCCCUCCUCCCUCUCCGCACAAAGACUCGCGGUCCCGCCUACGUCCUGCCCUUCCCGUCACCGCCGCUGCCCGCCUGGGAGUCUCCCGAGAUCGAGAGCGAGAGCUACGACAUCCUCGAUGAGGUCCUCCGCCUGUUUCGCGCAAACACCUUCUUCCGCAACUUCGAGAUCAAGGGCCCGGCUGACCGCCUGCUCGUCUACGGAAUCUGGUUUGUGAGCGACUGCCUGACCAAGAUCAAGCCCAAUGCCACCGCUCGCGAUGCCGGCAAGGAGGUCAACAACCUGGCUUUGGACCUCAACUUUGCCAUUCCUGGAGACCCAGCAUUCCCUCUGAACCAGAUGUACGAGCCUCCUCGGGACAGACAGGACGCAGAGCAGCUCAAGCUGUACAUGGCGCAGGUCCGCCAGGAGCUUGCCACCCGAUUACUGGCUAGAGUGUACGAGGAAGACGAAACCAAGCCGAGCAAGUGGUGGUUGAGCUUCACGAAGAGAAAGUUUAUGGGCAAGUCGUUGUAG